Messenger RNA from Aaosphaeria arxii CBS 175.79, 1722 nucleotides. RefSeq lists its product as uncharacterized. Bases 16 to 1722 code for a protein of 568 amino acids. Gene Ontology annotation, cellular component: extracellular matrix. The record is from RefSeq and is a predicted model, not a curated record. Gene Ontology annotation, molecular function: zinc ion binding; metalloendopeptidase activity. NCBI's taxonomy places the organism in Eukaryota, Fungi, Ascomycota, Dothideomycetes, Pleosporales. Gene Ontology annotation, biological process: proteolysis; collagen catabolic process; extracellular matrix organization. The transcript is spliced from 2 exons.
CUACAGAUCGCCAGCAUGAAGAUUCCCACUACCGUGGCCUACCUCCUGUGCACCCUUUCAUUAGCCAAUGCCGCAAGCCCGGACAGGACUGAGAAGAUAUUGGCAAGAACACUUGCAGUGAUACCAAGUUCCUCACCCACUCUCGAUCCGACAUGGCGACAAAAUCGAACAAGACAAGCUAAACACAUUCAUGACUUCUUCAAAUUGUUUGGAUGGCUCCGACGAAAUGAUACGAUACGAGACCCGGACAUGCCGCGAGCCAUACGGAAGAUUCAGCGAGUGCUCCGAGAGCCAGAGACUGGUGUCUACGAUGAGCGGAUGGAGACGGUGAUGAGCAGGCCUCAGUGCGCGACCGUCCAGCCAUAUAACGAGUCCGACGCAAUAGUCGAUAACAGUACUAUGCAUAAGAGAUAUGUGCUCUGGGGACCAAAGUGGGAUCGUACAGCGUUGACUUAUCGGUUCGUUAACUACACGGCGGAUCUAUCACAGGACAGACAGAGGGCUAUUAUCAGUGCUGCAUUCGACAAAUGGAUGGCCUUUCUUCCUCUGACCAUUACUCAGGCCUCGACUUCGACACCUCGUGCUGACAUUCAUAUACGAUUCAUAUCUCUGGGCGCUGCAGAAACCGGGUAUGCAUAUACAAACAUGAUCGCAGAUGGUCUGACAAUGUCCUCUGGCCUCAUCAACGUGACUUUCAACGACGACUACAACUGGGCUGACGACCGUCUCUUCAAUUUCACCGCUGUCCAUGAGAUAGGGCACGCGCUUGGCCUCUCCCACAGCAAGGUCGAAUCUGCCAUCAUGUGGCCAUACUACGAUGGCAUCAUCCGCCCAAUGCAUCCAGACGACACCGCCGCAAUCCACACACUGUAUGGCUGGAAGGACCCACGAUGGAACCGCAUCGACACGAAUUCCGGCACGAAAGACAUCAUCCAAGUCUCCACUCCUCUAGAAAAUACAGCCUCCGCUCUAGACGGCCUCUACCAACUCCGCUCAUCCGGCCAAGUCCUCUCCUACACCCCCUCAUCGAACGCCUGGAAAGUCGUCGACUCCAACAAAGACACCGCCCAAAUCGCCGGCGCAGGCGGCAACAUCUACCAACGCCACACCGACGGCUCCGUGUACCGCUACUCAGGCACAGGCUCCAACUGGCAAUACAUCGGCGCUCCAUCCGACAACGUCGUCGACAUCGUCGCCGCCUCCGACCAAAUCUACGUCCGCCGCAAAGACGGCUGGGUCGCGCGCUGGAGCGGCAACGGCCUCAUCUGGACGACCAUCGAAAAGGCGCGCAACAGCAAACAAAUCGCCGUCACCGACCAGAAAACCAUCUGGAACCUCCUCACCAACGGCGACCUCGUACGCUCGACCUGGCCCUACGGCAGCGGCUGGACCAUCGUCGACGUCAAUCCACUCAACACGCAGAUCGUCACCGGCGGCACCGAGUUCUACAAGCUCCAAUCCGACGGACUCGUUGUCUGGCUGGAGUCGGUCAAGUACUACUGGGUCGUCAUCGACGAUGAAGGGGAUGUCGUGUCAGUGUUUGCGGUGGGCAUUUAUAUCUAUGCGAGGAGGGCGGAUGGGAGCAUCUGGAGGUAUACUGGUACGCCGCAUGUGUGGGAGCAGCUAGAUGAUAGGGAGACGAGUGCGAGUGUCGUGGGAGAUAGGAAGGGCGCGGUUUGGGAGAUGCUGGGGGGUGGGGACGUGUUUAAGUUGGUUUCCUGA